AUGUCAAAAUUAUUAAAUAAUAAUAAUCAUAAAAAUUUAACAAAUUAUUUAAAAUUUGGAAAAGGAAUUAUAAAUAAUUUAAAUAAUAAAUCAAAACAAGUUGGAAUAAUUUCAUUUAUAUCACAAUCAUCAAUCCAAUCACAAUCAUCAAUCCAAUCACAAUCAUUUUUAUCAAUUAAUAAUAAUAGUAAUAAUAAAUAUUUUUCAACAAAAUUAAAUAAAAAUGAAAAAAUAUCAGAAAAAACAACCACAAGAAAGAUAGAAGAUAUUUAUCAAAAAAAAACACCAACUGAACAUGUUUUAUUAAGACCAGAUUCAUAUAUUGGAACAAUUGAAAAAAUUGAAGAUGAUAUGUGGGUUCUAUCAAAUUCAAUGUUUAAUAAAGAAAAAAAAACAAUUGAAUUAAAUAAUGAUAAUAAUGAAAAGAAUGUUGAAUCAACAACAACAACAACAACAAAAACAAAUAAAAAACCAUUAACUUAUAUUCAUCCAAUUAAAGCAACAUAUAUACCAGGUUUAUUAAAAAUUUAUGAUGAAAUUUUAGUGAAUGCAGCAGAUAAUAAAAAGAGGGAUUCAAAAAUGUCAUUUAUUAAAGUUGAGAUUAAUCCAAAUGAAAAUAGUAUAUCAAUUAUGAACGAUGGUAAAGGUAUACCGGUGGUAAUGCAUCAAACUGAAAAUUGUUAUGUUGUUGAAAUGGUGAUGGGUAAUCUAAUGUCUGGUUCCAAUUUCAAUGAUAGUGAAUUAAAGGUUGUUGGUGGUAGAAAUGGGUUUGGUGCAAAGUUAACAAAUAUAUUCUCCAAAGAAUUCACUGUUGAAACUGUUGAUAAGAGUUCAGGUAAAAAGUAUUUCCAAAGAUGGUCAAAUAAUAUGGGUGAUAGAAGUGAACCAAUAAUAACACCAAUUGGCGAGGGUGAGAGUGAUUAUACCAAAAUCACAUUCAAACCAGAUUUAGAGAAAUUUAAAAUCAAAUCAUUAUGGGAUGAUAAUAUUUUACAAUUAAUGGAACGUAGAUUAUAUGAUAUCGCAGGUUGUAAUACAGAAUUAAUGGUAACAUUAAAUGGAAAGAGAUUGAAUUAUAAUUUCCAAAGUUAUGUUAAACUUUAUGAACAUCAUUUAAAUAAUAGUACAAAACGUGAAGAUAAUGAAGAACAAUAUCGUGAAGAAUCCUUUGAAUUUGGUGAAAUUUCACCACGUUGGAAAAUUGGUAUUGGUUUAUCAGAGACUGGUCAAUUCACUCAAGUUAGUUUUGUAAAUAGCAUAAACACUGUUAAAGGUGGAACUCAUGUCAAUUUCUUGGCUGAUCAAAUCGUACGUUAUGUUGGUGAGAAAUUAAAAAAGAAACACUCGGAUCUUGAAAUUAGACCAAUGAAUAUUAAACACCAUUUAGCAUUGUUUGUCAAUUGUUUAGUUGAUAAUCCAAGUUUUGAUAGUCAAAGUAAAGAAACCCUAACAACUAAACCAAUGUUAUUCGGAUCAACACCAGAAAUUCCAGAGUCAUUAUUAGCUCAAUUCGUAAAGAAUAGUAAAAUCAUUGAACGUGUUGCAGGUUGGGCAUUAAUGAAACAAAAAGCAGAUUUAAUUCAUUCAACAAGUGGUAGACAAUCAAAAACCACAUUGAUUAAAUCGAUUUCCAAAUUGGAUGAUGCAAAUUGGGCAGGUGGAUUAAAAUCAAAGGAAUGUACAUUGAUUAUAACUGAAGGUGAUUCUGCAAAAUCAUUAGCAUUGGCAGGUUUAAGUGUAGUUGGUCGUAAUUCAUAUGGUGUUUUCCCAUUACGUGGUAAGCUAUUGAAUGUACGUGAUGUCGCUUCAAAACAAUUAUUAUCCAAUGAAGAAAUUAAUAAUCUUACCACCAUUUUGGGUUUAUCUCAUAAAAAUUCCUAUGAUACCGAUGAAAGUAUGGAAGAUUUACGUUAUGGUAGAGUUAUGAUUAUGGCCGAUCAAGAUCAUGAUGGUUCACAUAUUAAAGGUUUAGUUAUGAAUUUCAUUCACUACUUUUGGCCAAAUCUUUUGAAACGUGGUUUCCUUGUAGAAUUUGUUACACCAAUCAUAAAAGCAACUAAAAGUUCAACUCAAAAGAAAUCUUUCUUUACCAUUAAAGACUAUGAAAAAUGGAGAGAAACAAUUUCAUCCGAUCAAUUGAAACAAUAUACCAUUAAAUAUUAUAAAGGUUUAGGUACAUCAACUAGCGCAGAGGCAAAGGAAUACUUUAGUAAUUUGGAUAAACAUGUAAUUAAAUUCAUUUGGGGAGAUGAAGCUGAUGAUUUAAUUAAAAUGGCAUUUGCAAAGGAUUUAAGUUCACUUAGACAACGUUGGAUUAAAGAAACUGAUAUGUCACAAGGUAUUGAUCAUUCAAUUAAAGAGAUCACCUAUCCAGAUUUCAUUAAUAAAGAAUUGAUUCAUUAUAGUUGGGCUGCAAAUCUUAGAUCCAUUCCAUCAUUAAUCGAUGGUUUAAAACCAGGUCAACGUAAAAUUCUAUUUGCAUCAUUUAAACGUCGUUUAACAAAUGAAAUUAAAGUUUCACAAUUGUCAGGUUAUGUAGCCGAACAAACUUCCUAUCAUCAUGGUGAGCAAUCUUUAAAUUCAACAAUUGUUAAAAUGGCUCAUAAUUUCGUAGGUUCAAAUAAUUUACCAUUGUUAACACCAAGUGGUCAGUUUGGUACUCGUUUACAAGGUGGUUCAGAUUCUGCAUCAGCUAGAUAUAUCUUUACAAAACUUGAACCAGUUGCACGUUACCUUUUCAAUGAAUUGGAUGAUCCAUUAUUAAACUAUCUAGAGGAAGAAGGUGAAUCCAUUCAACCAGACUAUUAUAUACCAAUUAUACCAAUGUUAUUAGUUAAUGGAAGUGAAGGUAUUGGUGUUGGCAUGUCAACUUCAAUUCCAUUAUUUUCACCAAUUGAUAUCAUCGAUCAAUUGAUGCUACGUUUAAAUAAUCAAGUUGCACUUAAAAAACUAAUUCCAUGGUAUCGUGGUUUCAAAGGAACCAUUUCACCUGAUAGACAUACCUAUAGAACUAAUGGUGUAAUUAAAUUGGUUGGUAGAAAUUUAGAAAUCACUGAAUUACCAAUUGGUAGAUGGACCUCUGACUAUAAAGAAGUUUUAAAUGAUUUAAUUGAUAAAGAUGUUAUUAAAUCAUUCCAAGAAUCAAAUACUGAAAAUUCAGUUCAUUUCACAAUUUUAUUAAAUAAUAAUCAAUUGGAACAAAUGGAAGAUUUAACUGAAAAUGAGUUAAUAAAGCUAUUCAAGUUAUCAGCUUCUCUUAAUUUCCAUUUAACAUGUUUCGAUGAAAAUUCAAAAAUUCAAAAAUUAGAAUCUGUUGAAGAAAUCAUUGAUCAAUUCUAUAAAGUUCGUUUACAAUUCUAUGGAAAACGUAGAGAAUACCUCUUGAAAUCAUUGGAUAAUCAAAUUAAACGUUUAACAACUACAAUACAAUUCCUUGAAGUUAUUGCAAGUGGUAAAUUAAAAAUUCAAGGUAGAUCAAAACAAGAUUUAAUCAAAGAGUUGGAAAGUGGUGAAAUUGUUGGUUUCGAAAAUUUUGGAACUCAUCCACCAGAGGUUUAUCAACAUCUUUUCUCUUUAUCAAUUUUAGAUAUUACAAAAGAAAGAAUUGAUAAUUUAACUAAUCAAUUAACAAAAAGAAAAUCUGAACAUCAAUCAAUUUCAUCUUCUGAUCCAAAAUCACUUUGGACUGCUGAUUUACAACAAUUAAAAGAAUAUUUAGAAAAAAGUGAUAAAGAAUUUCAAAAAAAACCUUUAAAAACUUCCUCUUCUUCAUCAUUUGAUGUUUCUUCUUCUUCUGAAUCUGCAAAAUUAUCUUCAACUAGAAAAUCAAAAACUGAUAAAAUUAAAUCAAAAUAA
Messenger RNA from Dictyostelium discoideum AX4, 3855 nucleotides. It is a transcript of the gene top2mt, whose product is annotated as DNA topoisomerase II. Gene Ontology annotation, biological process: DNA metabolic process; DNA topological change. The transcript has a single exon. Gene Ontology annotation, molecular function: DNA topoisomerase type II (double strand cut, ATP-hydrolyzing) activity; DNA binding; ATP binding. Gene Ontology annotation, cellular component: mitochondrion. Bases 1 to 3855 code for a protein of 1284 amino acids. The record is from RefSeq and is a predicted model, not a curated record. NCBI's taxonomy places the organism in Eukaryota, Evosea, Eumycetozoa, Dictyosteliales, Dictyosteliaceae.